CUAUAUGGUCUGGAUGCAGACCUGAUCAUGCUGUCACUAGCUACACAUGAAGUCCAUUUCUCAAUACUGAGGGAGGUAAUUAAUCCUCCUGGGCACCAAGAAAAAUGUUUUCUCUGUGGUCAAGGCGGUCAUCUGGCUGCUGAAUGUCGUGGUGGAACAAAUGACCGCAUUCAAGAUGCAAGUGGGAAGUUUUUAGAUGAUAUCCCUAUUUAUAAGAAAAAGUAUCAGUUUCUCAACAUCUGGGUUUUGCGAGAAUAUUUGGGAUAUGAGAUGGAUAUUCCCAAUCCUCCAUUUGAAAUUGACUUCGAUAGGCUGGUGGAUGACUUUGUGUUUCUGUGUUUCUUUGUCGGCAAUGACUUUCUUCCUCAUAUGCCUACACUCGAAAUUAGAGAGGGUGCCAUAAAUUUGCUCAUGUCUGUAUAUCGGCGGGAAUUUUCUGCAAUGGGUGGUUAUCUUACUGAUGCUGGUGAGGUAUUCUUGGAGCGUGUUGAACACUUUGUUCAGGCAGUUGCAGUGCAUGAAGAUCAGAUAUUUAGAAAGAGAACUCGCAUACAGCAGUCAUAUGAGAACAAUGAAGAGAUGAAACUGAAAGCAAGAGGAGAGACUAGUCUAGAGCCCCGACCUUCAGCCGGCGAUAAGGUGAAGUUGGGGGAGCCUGGAUAUAAGGAUAGGUACUAUUCUGAGAAAUUUGGUGUAUCGGAACCAGAGAAGAUUGAUGAAAUCAGAAUGGACGUGGUAAGUACGGUCAUUGCAUUUAUAAUAGAUAGUGAUCUUUUAAUU
This is a messenger RNA of Erythranthe guttata (spotted monkey flower), 780 nucleotides long. The record is from RefSeq and is a predicted model, not a curated record. Lineage: Eukaryota; Viridiplantae; Streptophyta; Magnoliopsida; Lamiales; Phrymaceae.